GUCUGGAUUUCAAAGCCCUCGACCCGUGUUGGUACAUAUACCAGGAACAUUUCAGCCUACCAUCCUUGCCUAUUCUUUCUUUUUUCUUCAUCUCCUACAAUCUACAACCUCUCGCAAGCAUCCAUCUGCACAUUGCAGCAGAUUACCUAUCACCAUUUCGUCCGCACUCGUCCUGCCACUUGGCCGCCGAGCUAGCCUUCCAAUUCAUCAGCUCUCGCAACUCUUGAAGAGUUACUCCUCGUCAGCUCAGCCUCUCAGCUACAAGCAAGCUUCCAAAGCAAGAAACUUCAUAUCUGCGACGCCACUGCAGCAUCGCUACCAGCAACCCCUACCUACUUUACACCACCCACACCUCUCCCGCCACUUCACAAUCAAUAUGCGAGCCGGCAGUGACCCCUACAACCGCCUCUAUGAGCGCAUGAUCGGCUUCCACACCAACUUCCGGUCCUCAUAUGCCUUCCUGCAGCGCUUCCUUCCUCAGAGUGCCUCGUUGGGCAAGCGUGACCUCGAGGUUUACCUGUCUAGGGCGGCAGAUCUUUGCCACCAUUUGGAGAUGCAUCACAACAUUGAGGAGACCUACGUCUUCCCUGCCCUCGCAAAGAAGAUGCCCUCCUUUGCCCUGGGCGAUGCACACGUCAAGGAGCACGCCGUGAUGCAUGCUGCCCUCGAACUCCUCGAAGCCUACGUUCAACAAAGCACCCCCUGGCCCAAGACGGUGUACGACCCGGAGAAGAUGGGGAUCAUCCUUACUACGCUUGGGCAGGCUCUUUUCCCUCAUCUGGAGGCGGAAGAGGAGAGUCUAAAGGCGGCAAAUAUGAGGAAGGCGGGAUGGACUGAGUCGGAGAUGGCGAGGCUGCCCAUGUAG
Messenger RNA from Microstroma glucosiphilum, 865 nucleotides. RefSeq lists its product as hypothetical. The transcript has 3 exons. Lineage: Eukaryota; Fungi; Basidiomycota; Exobasidiomycetes; Microstromatales; Microstromataceae. Bases 377 to 865 code for a protein of 162 amino acids. The record is from RefSeq and is a predicted model, not a curated record.